This is a messenger RNA of Symbiodinium natans, 585 nucleotides long. Lineage: Eukaryota; Dinophyceae; Suessiales; Symbiodiniaceae. The record is from the annotation of a GenBank genome assembly.
AUGGCGGAAGCCUGUGCGGCACAGGUGGAUUCUGACCAGGAGACUCCUGCAGCUGUCGCCACUGGAGAGCAGGUGAGCGAUGUGGCCCUGGACUUCGGGGAGGAGUCCAUGCCAGCGAGCUCCGUUUUGCUUCGCCUGGCUUCUCCGGUGUUCAACCGCAUGCUCGAGAGUGAUAUGAAGGAGGCACAGCAAAAAGUCAUCAAGGUGGACGUGGCAGUGGCGACCAAACAAGACUUCCAGGUCUUCUAUGCCUUGCUCGGACCCGGCGCCUGGAGCACGGACAAGGUGACGGAAGACAGUGUCGAUGGGCUCCUUUCCAUCAGCGACUACUACCAGGUGGACUUCAUCAAGGAAGCCUGCUUGAAGAAGCUCGCGAACCUGCCCGUCACGGCCCAGCGCUUCGUGCAAGCAAACAAGCACGGCCUCAAGAGGCAACGCGAUCGAUGCCUGCAUGAGCUGGCCAGGAGGGGUGGGGAGGAGGAGUUGGUGAUGCUCCACACUGCCAACUCCGAUCUCUUGCUGGAAGUGGCGCUGAAGAAGCAAAAACUCUUCAAGAACUUCGAACGCAAUGUCCCAGCGUUUUGA